AUCCCGGCCGCCCCCGUCCCCGCCGUCGCCCCGCCUAAGCCAUCGGAGGUCCCCGCCCCGGCGCCGAGCAAGAAGAAGUCCAAGUCGAAGAAGAAGAAGAAGGGCGCCGCCCCAGCCCCGGCUCCGGUGGCCUCCAGCCAUCUAGCGCCGCUGGCAUCCUCGCCGGGCAGCAGCGAGGUAGCUUCCCCCGGGCCCAGCGUCGCCGCCGACGAAACGAGUGGAGCUGGGAUAUUGAGGCAGAUGCUGGGAGGUCUCAUCACGGGAUGGGCUCUACUGCUGGGCAUUGCCAUGCUUGCCUAGAUCUGAAGCCAUGAUAUAGAAAUAAUCUCCCUGUCUUCUUUGUAUUUCUUUUUCUUUUUGUCCUUAUUCUCUUUUAUCUUCUUUGUGUUUGUGGUGGUCCAUCUUCUGCUCCCUGGCCUCUUUGAUGGGCCACAGCUGGUCGUGGUGGUCACACAUUCAUUUGGAUUCUUUUCUUUUGUGAGGCGACGCUUGUACGUAAGAUGAAUUAUUUUAUUUGAUAAUUUAUGAGGCUGCAUCCAUUUCAUAUA
Messenger RNA from Elaeis guineensis (African oil palm), 548 nucleotides. RefSeq lists its product as uncharacterized. Gene Ontology annotation, cellular component: plasma membrane. NCBI's taxonomy places the organism in Eukaryota, Viridiplantae, Streptophyta, Magnoliopsida, Arecales, Arecaceae. The record is from RefSeq and is a predicted model, not a curated record.